Messenger RNA from Pimephales promelas (fathead minnow), 1156 nucleotides. The record is from RefSeq and is a predicted model, not a curated record. Lineage: Eukaryota; Metazoa; Chordata; Actinopteri; Cypriniformes; Leuciscidae.
CCUUCACUCUGCAUCUCCCCGAGAGGAAAACAAAACGGAAAAACGCCGCUGACGAACGGAAGUUUGUAUGUUCAAGAUGGCGCUGGACGGGAUUGACCAAAUGGAUAUUGAGGAGAGUAAAGGAGGCUCUGGGCUCCGACAGUAUUACCUGUCUAAAAUCGAGGAGCUUCAGUUGACAGUGAACGAUAAAAGCCAAAAUCUCAGACGUCUGCAGGCUCAAAGGAAUGAGUUAAAUGCCAAGGUGCGCCUCCUGCGUGAGGAGCUUCAGUUACUGCAGGAGCAGGGCUCUUAUGUUGGAGAGGUGGUGAGAGCCAUGGACAAGAAGAAAGUGCUGGUCAAGGUGCAUCCUGAAGGAAAGUUUGUGGUGGAUGUGGAUAAGAACAUUGAUAUAAAUGAUGUAACUCCAAAUUGCCGUGUAGCACUUCGUAAUGACAGUUACACGCUUCACAAAAUCCUGCCAAACAAAGUGGACCCACUCGUCUCACUGAUGAUGGUGGAAAAAGUGCCAGAUUCGACGUACGAGAUGAUCGGAGGGCUGGACAAACAAAUCAAAGAGAUCAAGGAAGUGAUUGAGCUUCCAGUCAAGCACCCAGAAUUGUUUGAGGCUCUAGGAAUUGCACAGCCUAAGGGUGUGUUAUUGUAUGGACCUCCUGGCACAGGAAAGACCCUGUUAGCCCGAGCCGUGGCCCACCACACCGACUGCACCUUCAUCAGGGUGUCUGGAUCAGAGCUGGUGCAGAAAUUCAUUGGAGAAGGAGCGCGUAUGGUGCGCGAGCUGUUCGUCAUGGCCAGGGAGCAUGCACCCUCCAUCAUCUUCAUGGAUGAGAUCGACUCCAUCGGCUCUUCUCGGCUGGAGGGCGGAUCAGGAGGAGACAGUGAGGUGCAGAGAACAAUGCUGGAGCUCCUCAACCAGCUGGACGGAUUCGAGGCCACCAAGAACAUCAAGGUUAUCAUGGCAACAAACCGUAUUGAUAUUCUAGACUCUGCACUUCUUCGACCAGGCCGCAUUGACCGGAAGAUUGAAUUUCCCCCUCCAAAUGAAGCGGUAAGCUGGGAUUGUUACAUAUUUUUUAGUUUUCUCUAUCAUCUUGACUUGGGCUGUCACAAUUCCUUGAUUAAAUUUGGAAUGUACUUGAUUUAAAAAAAAAUAUCCUUG